AUGCCUGUUCUGAUGGACUCAGCAGGCAAGGACCAGUUCAACAAGCUGUCAGAUGACUUCAUGCUCUGGUUGAAGCGGAGCAGCCCUAACUUCAAAGUGCAUCCCGACAUCCGUAUCACUGAUUUGAGGUCUAUUGGAGCAGGGAGAGGCAUCUGUCAUCUGAUUGCUGACGCCUGGGAACUAGGCGCUGUGAGAGAUAUAGCCGAAGACGAAGAACUCUUUGUUAUCCCGGAAGAUUUGAUCCUCAGCGUAGAAAACUCGAAAGCAAGAGAAGCUCUAGGCUUAAAUGAGACACAACUCGGGCCCUGGCUAUCGCUAAUCAUCGUCAUGAUUUACGAGUACUACCAAGGCGAGCAAUCGAGAUGGGAACCGUAUUUCCAUAUCCUUCCUACGAGUUUCGAUACGUUAAUGUUCUGGACAGAGGCUCAACUGCAGGAACUUCAAGGUUGUGCAGUUGUUGAUAAAAUUGGCAAGUCUGCAGCUGAUGAGGCCAUCCUCCAAAAGGUUGUCCCGCUGAUACAGGCCAACCCUCAUCACUUCCCGGCCAGAUCUGGUAUGCCUCCACUUGAUAGCAAUGAUGCUUUACUUUGCUUAGCGCAUCGUAUGGGUAGCCUCAUCAUGGCAUACGCGUUUGACAUAGAGAAAACUGAAGGAGCGGACGAUGAUGCGGCUGAAGACGGCUAUAUGACCGAUGAUGAGGAUGAGCCGGCCAAAGGUAUGGUGCCUCUAGCUGAUAUAUUCAAUGCAGAUGCACAGAGGAAUAAUGCACGCCUCUUCCAAGAAGAAGGGUCAUUCGUGAUGAAGGCUAUCAGGAAUAUACAAGCCGGUGAGGAGAUCUUUAAUGACUAUGGUGAACUCCCGAGAGCGGAUCUCCUUCGGCGAUACGGUUAUGUCACCGAUAAUUAUGCCCAAUACGACGUGGUUGAGUUUUCUUUGGACAGCAUUUGCAAUGCCGCAGGUUUACCAGACAGUCAUCCUGGACCCUCUAACCCCCAACUUGAACUCCUAGACAAUCUCGGUCUGCUCGAAGACGGAUACAGUAUUCCCCGAAUAUCGGAUUCCGAGUCGUUGAAUGACGCAAUACCAGAGGAUUUCCUUAUUCUUCUUAACACCUUGACCUUACCGGUAGCGAAUCUAAAUGAUCUCAGGGCGAGAAACAAAGCCCCAAAGCCAGAGUUUUCUGCCGCUUCUGCGGCUGUGCUCUUGCCUUUAGCUGUCCAACGCCUAUGCGAAUACCCUACUACAAUUCAGAGUGAUAAAAAAAUGCUUCAAUGCCUCGAACAAAACUUCAACCCCAAUGAUUCAAACUCUCGCCGUAUGAAAAUGGCAGUGCAGGUAAGGAUGGGAGAAAAAGAAAUUCUUGCUCAAGUUUUGAGACAAUUGGACACCUACCCGAUGCAUCAAGGCCACAGUGGAUCAACUAAACAUGCAAUGACGAACGAUGAAUACACCUCCAAGAGGCAAAGACAACUUUGA
This is a messenger RNA of Microsporum canis CBS 113480, 1476 nucleotides long. RefSeq names its product SET domain-containing protein. Gene Ontology annotation, biological process: peptidyl-lysine monomethylation. The record is from RefSeq and is a predicted model, not a curated record. Gene Ontology annotation, molecular function: protein-lysine N-methyltransferase activity; protein binding. The transcript is spliced from 4 exons. The coding region runs from base 1 to 1476 and encodes 491 amino acids. Lineage: Eukaryota; Fungi; Ascomycota; Eurotiomycetes; Onygenales; Arthrodermataceae. Gene Ontology annotation, cellular component: nucleus.